CUGCCGCUACCUGCCCUCUCUGUCUGCCUUCGCUCCCCUCUUCUCCUCCAUCUAAGGUUUGCCACCGUCGCCCGAUCCGAGGCAGAUGUCACCCACAACAGCCAUGGCGAAGCUGUCUCAGGCCCCGUCUAACUCAGGUACGUGCCCUCCUCGUCUCCCUCCUCUCCUUCCUGUCGGACCACCCGCUCCGCGACCACCUCAUCACCGUCGUUUCCGCCUUCGCCUCCGCCCUCACCGCGCCCAUCUCCAGGGACCACGAGGGCCUGCACCUCGCUGCCUCGUCGACGUGCUCCUCGUCACCGCCAACCGCCCCAACCACACGUUCGACUACGUCGUGCGCGCUCGCUUGUGACGCCCUGCGCACCCUCGACGCCGCGCUACCGGGUCUCCUUGCCGAGGUCCUCGGGCACCUCUCCGCGCUCGCCGGCCAGGCAAUCCUACCUCCUCCUGCUCGCCUCCGGCGCACGCCAUGCCGUGUGCCUCAGGAGGCUCGCCUCUAGUGUUUCCAUCCUGGUGGUAGCAUGCCCGCCCAUCCCCUUCAUCAUACCUCCUCACCUGCUCUUGCCUCCCGGCGUCCAUGGCGCCACCAUCGAAACGUCAGAGACAUAAGGAAGGUGCUCGCUCUACUUCUAGACCGUUCAUAGGUGCUCACACCCGCAGCGGCCAUGGAGAUGAUGGUCAUUCUUGCCAAGGUCGCGUCGGCUAUGCUCCAGUGGGCGCCGGCGAUUGCAGCGCACAUUCAAGUGCACUUCGGGGGGGAUGCUGCAUUCGUCCAAUGCCAUGCUGCUACACUCGCUACUCACUCCUUUGCUCCAGUUCCCAGAUGCCUUUGGAGCUGAGGAUGAGCGCCCGUGAGGUGCACCAUCAACUCGCAGUGUCAUUGUUGGCUUUGCAUUGGCUACUCGGCUGGCUGAGAAAUCUGGUGCCUGGUCUCACCCAUUGGUUUUACCCUGUCGUGUUUGAUCCCCUUGGGCUCAAGGGCAAGAAGCUGGAUUGUCUACCUUAUGUUGCUACUGGUGUUGAUGGGGAGAAGGUUGCAGUAACAGGCAGAGCAAGUGAGCAAUUGAUUAGGCUCAAAAUAUGGAAAAUCCAUUUUGGAAAUCCACUGCCUACGACCACCAUAUUCCAUUGUCGCCAUGAUCUGGCGAGCCUGUACGGCGGGAUGAGCCAGAGCCAUGACGCAAAACCUGAUGGAACCACGCGAAGACGCUCGUGAGGGAUCACCACCAAAUAGGCACUAGCGACAACUGUGAGAAUCUGAUACCAAUUUUUAAUAUAUCGUGUGAUAGCCGGAAUAUUACGGACCAUGAUAGAAGAACUCAGAACAAGGUUUGGGAAGAAUGGCAUGAAAAAAUGAACCAGAUGAAAAGAUAGAAGUGUUCGGAAGUAGUUUUCUGUUAUUUUCGUGGUGUCCAACUAGGUUGUCCGCUUUAAAUUAAAGCUAGUUGUUUGAACUGCCGCAACUGUAAUAUAUAGAGACAAAAACAUUAUAUAAACAUUAGAAGUCGGUACAGAUUAAAGCC
Zea mays is the source of this 1523-nucleotide messenger RNA. RefSeq lists its product as uncharacterized. The coding region runs from base 578 to 1216 and encodes 212 amino acids. Lineage: Eukaryota; Viridiplantae; Streptophyta; Magnoliopsida; Poales; Poaceae. The transcript has a single exon. The record is from RefSeq and is marked predicted.